CGUAACUUCCGGCGCGCCGCGCUCCUUUCUUCGGGCGGCGGCUGGAGCGGAGGCGGGAGGCGCUGCCCUGACUCUCGUUGGCGCGGGGCCGUGGCGUCACCUCCGGGCGGUAGCGGGGCGGCAGCGGCGUGGUGGGCGCGCGGAGGCGGCAGCCCCUCUCCCAAACCCGCCAUGGAUUACCUCUCCAAGCCCGGGUUCCUCAGCAUCCUCGCGGGGGUCGCCUGCGGCGUGUGCCUGGGAUGGGGCAUCCGCGGGCGGCUCCUGCGGCAGCACCGCGCCAUGGCUGCGUCCGCCGGCAGCUGCGGGACCGAAGCCAACAUCAUGGGAGAGUCGGGCGAGUUCAAGAUGGUGCUGAUCGUCCGCAACGAUCUGAAGAUGGGGAAGGGGAAAGUAGCAGCGCAGUGUUCCCACGCGGCCGUUUCUGCCUACAAGCAAGUUCAAAGGAGGAACCCUGAGCUCUUGAAGCAGUGGGAGUACUGCGGGCAGCCCAAGGUGGUCCUCAAAGCUCCCGACGAAGAGACUCUGAUCCAGCUGCUGGCUGAUGCCAAGCGCCUGGGACUGACUGUGAGCUUAAUACAGGAUGCUGGGCGCACUCAGAUAGCGCCAGGCUCCCAGACAGUCCUCGGUAUCGGGCCGGGACCGGCUGAUGUAAUAGAUAAAGUUUCUGGUCAUCUAAAACUCUUCUGAGCUGGGGACCAAAGAAAUUUGAGCACACCGGUAUACAUCAGUGCUGAAGGGGUAAAAUCCAACAUUGGGGAUGUUUCCAUGUGUUCUCCGAGUAGAAAUAAAGUUACUUUUUUUUUGUAAAAGA
Molecule: messenger RNA, 811 nt
Organism: Numida meleagris (helmeted guineafowl)
Lineage: Eukaryota; Metazoa; Chordata; Aves; Galliformes; Numididae
Gene: PTRH2
Product: peptidyl-tRNA hydrolase 2
Exons: 2
Coding region: 172-687 (171 amino acids)
Biological process (GO): positive regulation of anoikis; negative regulation of anoikis
Cellular component (GO): mitochondrion; cytosol
Molecular function (GO): peptidyl-tRNA hydrolase activity
Source: RefSeq, a predicted model, not a curated record